Messenger RNA from Exserohilum turcica Et28A, 621 nucleotides. RefSeq lists its product as uncharacterized. Bases 155 to 520 code for a protein of 121 amino acids. The record is from RefSeq and is a predicted model, not a curated record. The transcript has 2 exons. Gene Ontology annotation, biological process: mitochondrial respiratory chain complex IV assembly. Gene Ontology annotation, cellular component: mitochondrion; respiratory chain complex IV; mitochondrial intermembrane space. NCBI's taxonomy places the organism in Eukaryota, Fungi, Ascomycota, Dothideomycetes, Pleosporales, Pleosporaceae.
GCCACCCUGCUCGCAAGCCCGCCAGAGAACUACACGCUACGUAGUAUCAGAGUACGCGACGCCUGCCGCCUACCCGUACUCGGAAUCACCAAUUCCCUUCGCCCCGGGCUACCCCUCCGCCUCAGCGCCCUCCGCAACCUAAGACUCCGCAGCCAUGGGCUGGUUUAGCUCAAGUCCAAAGGACGACUCUGGCAUUAAGAAGACAGAGGGCGGCGCAUUCGAGUCUCCCUCACGGUCAAACCGCAAGCAAUGCUACGCAGCACGCGAUGCCUUUUUCGAAUGCCUCGACAAGAACAACAUUCUGGACAGCAUAAAUACAAAGUCUGGGCGGGACAAGGCCGCCAGUUUCUGCGGGCAAUUGGACAAGGAGUUUGAAAAAAACUGUGCACACAGCUGGGUUGAGUACUUUAAGAAGCAACGAGUCGUCAACUACCAACGCGAACAGACAAUCAAAAAGAUUGAAAUGCAGGGCGGCGAGAUCCAGGCACCCCAAUUACCACUGCCGGGCCAGAACAAGUAAUUUGCGGCGCUCUCCAGAAAGAUUGGCACGUCAGUCUGAUCAGCUGUUCGUUUUUAACGCCCCUCAUGACCUUGUAUAAUAUAUAGUAGUAGUAAAAAAAA